CAUCCAUGAAAGGCCCCCAGGAGGGGACCAAGACUGAGACAGGGCCCCUGCUCACACACCCCAUCUGGACCCUUCCCUUACAUAGCCUCCCUCCUCUUCCCCCAGUCAGCAUCCUUGUUUGGGGGCCCAAGCCCUGAGUUAAGCUCCACCCGUCUCCUGGCCUCCUAAAGUUUGGGGGUUGCAUGCAAGUCAGAGAUUUUCAAGUAGGGGGUGUAUUGGAGGGAUUUCUGAGGGCUGAUUGUCCUGGAGGAUUGGGGGGAAGGUGGCAGAGUCACAGCUGCCGCCUCCAAGGACGUCGGUGUAGCUCCCUGGGAGACCCUCUGCCCUCUCCCCCUCCUGCCAGCCUGGGCGAGCAGGAACCAAGCUUGCUGAUUAUCACCUGACGCUGUACAGCCACCGAUCCCAUUGGUGGAGCCAGAUUCGGUCUGGUUUGCUCGUUCUUUCUCGCCUUCUCUGCCUCUCUCUCCUCCACGCUGCUUGGAUUUUGCUCUUGCCUCUCUUCUUUCACUCUCACACUCGACUGGGCUGGGAACAUUGUGUCGCUGGGGCAGCAGCCGUUUGUUGCGGAGCCAGAAAGGAGCUGCCUGUGGGGCAUGGAAGCUGCCUCCUUGGCGGCCGGCAGAGGAGCGAGCGUGAGCGGCUGCCUGUGACCCAGGUGUCCGGCCGCUGUCUCCCUGCCUGGGGAGCUCAUCCACGCAGAGGUCCUCCCUUCCCUCCUUGCCAGGUCUUCCUCUGCAGAGCCCGGAAAAGCCAGUUCCCACAGGGGCCGAACCAGAGGGGAGCAUGGAGCUGCUGUCCACCCCCCACAGCAUCGAGAUCAACAACAUCACCUGCGACUCCUUCCGCAUCUCCUGGGCCAUGGAGGACAGCGACCUGGAGAGGGUCACCCAUUACUUCAUUGACCUCAACAAGAAAGAGAACAAGAACUCCAACAAGUUCAAGCACCGGGAUGUCCCCACCAAGCUCGUGGCCAAGGCUGUGCCACUGCCCAUGACAGUGAGGGGCCACUGGUUCUUGAGCCCCCGCACAGAGUACAGCGUGGCUGUGCAGACAGCCGUGAAGCAGAGCGAUGGAGAGUACUUGGUGUCCGGCUGGAGCGAGACGGUGGAGUUCUGCACUGGGGAUUAUGCCAAGGAGCACCUGGCCCAGCUGCAGGAGAAGGCCGAGCAGAUCGCCGGCCGCAUGCUCCGUUUCUCAGUCUUCUACCGCAACCAUCACAAGGAGUACUUCCAGCAUGCCAGGACCCACUGCGGGAACAUGCUACAACCCUACCUGAAGGACAACAGCGGCAGCCAUGGCUCCCCCACCAGCGGCAUGCUCCACGGCGUCUUCUUCAGCUGCAACACUGAGUUCAAUACCGGCCAGCCCCCGCAGGACUCGCCCUAUGGUCGCUGGCGCUUCCAGAUCCCCGCCCAGCGCCUCUUCAAUCCCAGCACCAACCUCUACUUCGCAGACUUCUACUGUAUGUACACGGCCUACCACUAUGCCAUCCUGGUGCUGGCACCCAAGGGCUCCCUGGGGGACCGCUUCUGCCGUGACCGCCUGCCCCUCCUGGACAUUGCCUGCAACAAGUUCCUGACCUGCAGCGUGGAGGACGGGGAGCUGGUCUUCCGCCAUGCCCAGGACCUCAUCCUGGAGAUCAUCUACACCGAACCCGUCGACCUGUCCCUGGGCACCCUGGGGGAGAUCAGUGGGCACCAGCUCAUGAGCCUGUCCACUGCCGAUGCCAAGAAAGACCCCAGCUGCAAGACCUGCAACAUCAGCGUGGGCCGCUAGGGACUCCUGGGGAGCUGGGGAUCAGGGAGAGAUGGCAGGAGGGUGGCUUAGAUUUAGGGAGCUGGCUUUCUCUCCCCUGCGCCCUGCUCCCUUGGCUCCGUCUGUCCACCCCACCCCCACCCCUUGGCAUCGGAAGCAACCGAGGGUGGUCUUCUUGGUAAGCGUGGCCCAGCCCAGGCCCAGUAGACUUGCAAAGGCUUCUCGGCCUCAGGAGGUCCAUGGGUGGGCUGGAUUUCUGGAGAACUCCCCUUUCCUUUCCUUUGCUUUCCUUCUCCUGCUCUUUGCCUUAUCCAAGCCUCCAUCUGCUAGAGCCCUGCCUGCCCCCCAGGCUCUCCUGGGGAAGCCCCUCAGGGCGAAGCCCAAAAUGUAGCUUGGCUGCCUCCAGAGAGAUGCAGAGAGCUGUGGGGCGCCACCUCCUCAGCCCCACCCACCCCACUCAGGGCCACCCCAGAGAGCCCCCUCCCUGCUGAGCUGGGCCUGGGGCUUCCCACUCCAGGCUGGGACUCUCCCCUCUAUAAAUAGCCUCCCGCACCGCUGUCAUGUCCUGGCUGCCCCUUGCCCGUGAGAACCCUCUUCCUGCAUGGGAGAGCUGUCCCUCCCUUCCUCCACCUGUCCACUCCAGAUGUCCCCCUGCUCUCUAGAGAGGGAGCCUCUUUAUUCUCCUGGCUUCAGGGCCCGGGCUGUUGGGCUUUUCCUUUCUUCUGUCUGGAGAUAAUAUAUCCCCCAGCAAAACUUUCCCGGGGCUCACAGAGUGCAGGGGUCUGGAACAGCAGCCACUGGGGUCGAGGAGGGGGAAGGAGACCCCUGAGACCCUGGCCUCAGCCGGACCUCGCUCAAUGGGGCCUAGAGAAGUGGAACUAGAGACCUGAAGGCUACCCGCAGAGCCCUGGCACCCUGCCUGGCUGUGUGCUUUGCUUGCCUGCUCUGCCAUGGUGCCGUGACCACUCUGCUCUGGGUGUGAACUGACUGGGCUCUUGGCCACUCCAGCCCCUUCGCCUGUCCACUGGCUAUUGGCCUUCCCAGCAUUCCCCUAGGGCACACCUGGUGAAGCCCUCUCUGGGCUGUUUUCACCUCUUCCUACUGUUGCACAGGUCAUGAGGCUGGUGAGGGUAAGCCCCCACCCCUUUACCGAGACAAGCAAAGGGGGCUGGGUGGGCGGCCAGCGAGGUGCUGGUGGAAGCAGCAGAGGGUGACCCCACUGUGACUUUCGCAGAAAUGACAGGGAUGACAGACAAGCAGCUAGAUUUGUGUGAUGAGAGACAGAGGGGCUGGCUGGCCAAGGAGGCUGUGCCUGGGUGUGUGGGCAAAAGCUGGGCUGAGCGUGGGGAGGGUGGGAAGGCCUGGGGCCCCAGGGAGGCUUGUGGAGAGAGAGAGAGAGAGGACUUGGGUCCUCAGGCCCUGCCCACCCUGUGUGGAUGGCAUUGCUUGGGGUGGUCCGAUGCCCUUCUCCAGUCCAGCGUCCUCCUGGGCAGGGGUCUCACCCGCCUGUGCUGUGCUUGCGAUGUACAUCAAUAAACCACAUGGCCUGAG
This is a messenger RNA of Chinchilla lanigera (long-tailed chinchilla), 3306 nucleotides long. It is a transcript of the gene Phyhip, whose product is annotated as phytanoyl-CoA 2-hydroxylase interacting protein. NCBI's taxonomy places the organism in Eukaryota, Metazoa, Chordata, Mammalia, Rodentia, Chinchillidae. Bases 784 to 1776 code for a protein of 330 amino acids. Gene Ontology annotation, cellular component: cytoplasm. The record is from RefSeq and is a predicted model, not a curated record. The transcript is spliced from 5 exons. Gene Ontology annotation, molecular function: protein binding.